Molecule: messenger RNA, 1082 nt
Organism: Lactuca sativa (garden lettuce)
Lineage: Eukaryota; Viridiplantae; Streptophyta; Magnoliopsida; Asterales; Asteraceae
Source: RefSeq, a predicted model, not a curated record
AAUAUAUGAACACAUGAGGGAUCGAAUAUGACCAGUGCUAAAAGCCAAGCCUCGCUCCAACACCACCAACCAUCCGGCGACGUUUAGAAGCGCCACUCCUCAACUCCUGAGUCACCGCCGUUUUCUGCUCCUCCGGCCAUGAACUCUCUUUCUCUCGCUCCUUUCUCCUACGCCUGCAACUCUUCUACCCUCCCAAAACUCAAACCUCUAUACACACUUCAUCAUCACCCUUACAAAAACGUCAACCAGAAACGGAGAAUCAGAAAUGGAAAGUGCAGGGCGGAGUUAAUGCACGAUGCGCCGUUUGUUGUCGCUAUGGGUUCGUGUGUGGUCAACUCGUUGGUGUUUCCUCUUCCUGGAGGUCCCAAUGACAUUGAAGAUGGUGAGUCGGCGAUCGAUUCAGCUGAUGCAAGGUUUGCUGUCAUGGGGAUCAUAAGCUUCAUCCCUUACCUCAACUGGAUGAGUUGGGUUUUUGCUUGGUUGGAUACCGGUGAUAAACGUUAUGCUUUAUAUGCCAUUGUUUACUUGGCUCCUUACUUAAGGACGAACUUAUCACUGUCGCCUGAUGAAAGCUGGGUGCCUAUUGCGAGCAUUGUUCUAUGCAUUCUUCACAUUCAGUUAGAAGCGAGCAUCAAGAACGGAGAUCUUCUGGGCUUCCGGUUAUUUAAUUCCACGUUUUCAAAGAAAGAUCUUAGAAUCUCGGAACAGGGUAGAAGAAAAGAUGAACAAAACGGGAAGUUGCUUUCUUCAAAUGAUGAAAUAAGGGAUAUGAUUAGGGGUUGGGGAAUUCCUAAAAAGCAUGCCCGGAAAGCUGAACAUUUGGGUGACAAUGGAGAGGAAGGGUAAAACCGUAGAACCUUGAAUUAUUUGAUUAAGGUAUAAAUCAAUUUGUGUAUUUUAAACAUGGCAAUGUUUUGGGUCAUGGAAGUAGAAAAAGAAAACAGUUGGGAUUGAAUGUGCUUUUUGUUACCACAUUUGUUUGAAACUGUGUCCGCUCACUUCAAUCAUUGGAAUCAUUCAAAUAGGACAAAUAAAUAAUGUUAUGUUAUUUUUUAUGAAUAGAUCUUCAUAUUUACCAAUCA